Molecule: messenger RNA, 942 nt
Organism: Humulus lupulus (European hop)
Lineage: Eukaryota; Viridiplantae; Streptophyta; Magnoliopsida; Rosales; Cannabaceae
Product: stromal processing peptidase, chloroplastic-like
Exons: 2
Coding region: 475-798 (107 amino acids)
Source: RefSeq, a predicted model, not a curated record
UAUAUAUAGAAAGGAAGAAAUAAAACUAUCUCUUUUUUAACAGCAAGUAUUUGUUUUCUUUUGAAAUUAGUGGGGCUGAAAAAUUACAUGAAAAUUUGCACAUGAAAUUUUUUAUAUGUAUAUAUAUGCUAUUUAUCUCAGACCAAAUGAUAGUUUGCCACGUUCAGUAUAUAUUUGAAAUCUACUGUGAAGUUGUUAUCUAUAAAUAUACAUAUUAUAUAUAUAAGCUUAUGCAAUGGUGACAAGUUUUCUUUCACCAAUCAAAUUAUGGUGAAAGAAAUCAUACCAUAUUGAAAGGAAGUUUAUGACUAGUCAAGUUCAUAAGCUUAGGUGUGAAUAGAUACAUGGUGACCUCUAUAGUCUCUUAUUUAUGUGCAUUUAUUUAUCGAAGUUUUAAUAAGAACAUAUUAAUAGACGGAGUUAACACUUGUGGUGCCAUUUACUUGGUUAAAGUUUUUUGUAGUGAGGCUAAUCAUGCUUGCGCUGUUUCAGGUUCAUCGCUUGAAAGAAUUUGGGGUUACCAAGGGAGAAUUGACUCGCUAUUUGGAUGCACUUUUGAAAGAUAGUGAACAUCUGGCAGCUAUGAUUGAUAAUGUGUCAUCCGUAGAUAAUUUGGAUUUUAUUAUGGAGAGUGACGCAUUGGGCCAUACAGUAAUAGACCAGAGGCAAGGACAUGAGAGUUUGGUCACUGUUGCUGGAACAAUUAAACUUGAGGAGGUCUAUAUUGAGAUGCAUUUCUUUAGCGCAAUACUAGACAACAAUGUUGAAGCUUUUAGAAUCAAAAUUAUAUUUCACUAACUUUGUAUACAUUUCUUGUUUAAUAUUUGGUGAUGAUAGAAUUUUACUAUAGUAUAAACUAUCAUGUAAUAUGAUUUUGUAAGUCGAGAAGACUAAAUACUGGAAUGAUAUUUUUGAGUAAUUAAUAAAUUAUUUUGUUGUAUU